This is a messenger RNA of Dermatophagoides pteronyssinus (European house dust mite), 5759 nucleotides long. RefSeq names its product cell adhesion molecule Dscam1-like. Gene Ontology annotation, biological process: cell-cell adhesion. NCBI's taxonomy places the organism in Eukaryota, Metazoa, Arthropoda, Arachnida, Sarcoptiformes, Pyroglyphidae. Gene Ontology annotation, molecular function: protein binding. The record is from RefSeq and is a predicted model, not a curated record.
GUGGCAAUCAUCAUCAUAGAUAUUUUGUUCAUUCAUUCAUUCAUCAUUGAAAGAACAUCAUUACCCAACAAAAAAAAAUUGAUUCGAUUCGUUUUCAAUGGAUCGAUUGAUGGUGACCAAGUUGGACAUCAUUGAUCGACAAAAAAAUAAAAAAGAAGGUGGUGGUGUUGUUGAUAAAUGCCUCAUUCAAAUUAAUGCCUUGUUGUCAUCCAUAUCGGCCUUUCAUUGGUUUUGGUUAUUGUUGAUCAUCAUCAUUAUCUUCAAUGUCACCAUAUCUGAAUCAUCUGCAUCAUCCAUAAGUAAUAAUAAUGGUGGUGGUGGUGGUGAUCUAGCUUCAUCCAGCACAAAUUCUCAACAACAACGUAAUGGUCCACGUUUUUUAAUCGAACCGCCUAUUCGUGUUCAUUUUCUUAAUGAAACUGGUGCUGUGAUUCAAUGUAAAAUUACUGGACAACAACCACUUCGUAUUUGGUGGUCAUUAUCCGAUGGUACAAUCGUUACAGAUAUUAAUGGUUUACGUACAAUCAGGCCAAAUGGUGAUCUUGUUUUAUCACCAUUUUCAUCAACAUUAUUUCGACAAGAUGUCCAUUCAGCAAUCUAUCGAUGUAUGGCAACCAAUUCGAUUGGUACAAUUCGUAGUCGAGAUUGUGAAAUUCGUGCUGUGAUCCCACAACCAUAUAAUGUCCAAGUUUAUGGUGAAUAUGCAAUCAAAGGAAAUACGGGUCAUCUAAAAUGUCAAAUACCAGCAUUUGUACGAGAAUAUGUUCAUGUUAUUGCAUGGUUAAAAGAAGAUACAAUUCUGGCUACACAUCUUUCGCCCAAAGAUUCACGUUAUGUUAUACUAGAUAAUGGUGAUUUACUAAUCAGAAAUUCAAGUCGAUCAGAUAAUGGUUAUUAUCGUUGCCAAACACGACAUGAACUUUCACAGGAAACUGUAUUAAGUUCAAUUGAAGGACAUUUUAUUGUAAAUGAUGUCAUAUCGGGUGUUAGUCCAAGAAUAACAUCACAAUCACCGAUCAAAACACAAUUAGGUCAUAGUGCACAAUUAUUAUGUGUAACAAAAUCAUGGCCACAAGCAACUGUCAGAUGGUUUCAAGCAUCUGAAUCCGGUUUAAUUACACCGAUUCGACCGUCCACAAAUGUACAAAUCUAUGAUAGUUUUGUUGAUAUUCGUCACGUAACCGAACAACAUUCGGGUAAUUGGAUUUGUGUAGCGAAUAAUUCAUUGGGUGAAGAACGAUCAUAUAUCGAAUUAUACGUGACACGUCCAAUUCAAGUAAACAUGUCACCCGAUUAUUUAGUUGCCGAUAUGACUUCAACGGCUACGUUUGUUUGUAAUGUUAGUCAAGGCCAACCAAUAUCGAUACUAUGGGUUAAAGAUGGUCAACCAAUUAUGAUGGCUGGUUCUAUUGGUUCUGUUGCCAAUCAAGCCAGUAACAAUCUUGGAUAUGUUACCAACGGUGGUGGUGAAGGUCGUAUUCGAUUGAUCGAACCACAUGUACUUAAUAUUCGUUCGGUUGUCCGUGAAGAUGCUGGCUGUUAUCAAUGUAUUGUCCAGGCAGAUGAUCAUAGUAUACAGGCUAUUGGUGAGCUUAAAUUGGGCGAUAGUCCUCCGGUGUUUGUCGAAACAUUUGCCGAAGGUUUAGUGUUCGAACAAGGCAAUCAAAUAUCGUUGAAAUGUUCGGCUAGUUCUACAUUGCUACCUCAAAUUCGAUGGUUUCUGGAUGGACAAUCUAUUGAUGGCUAUGCACCACGGCGAUUGACAAUGGGUGAUUUUGUUAAAUCAAGUGGUCAUGUAGUCAGUUUUGUUAACAUAACCAAUGCCAAAGUGAUUGAUGGUGGCCAAUAUCAAUGUAUGGCAAGUAAUAGUGCUGGCACCAUAAACUAUUCGGCUAGAAUCAAUGUUAUUGGACCUGCUUCAUUGCGAGCUAACUGGCUUUCAACGGCGUCGGCAUCGGCAACGGGCAGCAACUCAUCUCCAACAAAGACAUCAUCAUCAUUAUCCGACUACACGAUUACGGUAAUUUCAGGCCGUUCAGUUACUUUAAUAUGUCCAGUAAUCGCUUAUCCAAUCGAAUCAUUGAUUUGGCAACAUCGAUCGGCUAUAUUGCCAAGUAAUCAUCGUCAUCAAAUCGAAGCCAUUAUCGGCGGCAUGGGUGGCAAAUUGACCAUUCAAAAUGUUCAUCGAGACAAUGAUCAAGGAGACUAUGAAUGUAUUGUUAAGGGAUCGGAUGCUAAGCCGGUACGCGGUACUAUUAGAAUGGUUGUUCGUGUUGCUCCAUUAAUCGAUUCACAAUUGAUAUCGGCCACCACUAUAGCCAAUCAAGGAAUGAAAGUAAAACUUAUGUGUUCAGUAUUGGAAGGUGAUCCACCACUUCGUAUUAAAUGGUUUAGACAUGAAAAUGAUGGCCAUAUUGAACAGAACAACAAUGGUGUUCUUCAACCAGUCACCACUAAUCAUGCAAUGGGUAUAUCCGUACAAGAAGAUGAAGAUUAUUCAUUGCUUACAUUUCGUAGUGUUUCGAUUCGUCAUGUUGGUAAUUGGACAUGUCGGGCAUGGAACGAUGUUCAAUCGGUAAAUCGAACGACAUAUCUUAUAGUGAAUGUAGCGCCAUCUUGGCUUACCGAACCAAAAAAUAGUCAAGUAGUUUUGGGAAAUAAUAUCAUUAUCGAUUGUAAUGCACAAGGAAAUCCAAAACCUCGUGUUUUAUGGAAAAAAUCCACUGCCAUAUCCGGCAGUACAACUAACGGACUGGAUGAUUAUAGUGGUGUUAAUGAUCAAUCGAUUGAUCAAUCAUCAUCAUCAACGAAAAACGAUAUCGAUCAACAUCCAUCCGAAUACAGAGAACUGUUAUCCACAUAUCGACGACAAGUCUAUCCAAAUGGAACACUUUUCAUUCAGGAAGUGGACAAAUCAGAUGCAGGGUUCUAUAUGUGUCAGGUAUCGAAUGGUAUCGGUGCCGGUCUUAGCAAAGUAAUUCAUUUGAUCGUACAAUCACCACCAUAUUUCGCAACAAAAUUUCUAAGUAAAUCUGUAAGCAAAGGUGAAACAGCUUUGUUAGAAUGUCAAGUACAAGGUGAUCCAGUUCUUCAUAUUCAUUGGUAUAAAGAUCGAGCCUUAAUUCAUUCAUCAUCCAAUAUGGCAAUCACCGAAUCACCAUCGCCACCACCACCAGCAACAAUGAAUGACAGUAAUCAUUUGACAACGAUGAUGCAUACAUUUCACGAUACACGUUAUACGAUCAAACAGGAUGUUAUUUCUUCACAAAAAGUUAUAUCCUUUCUACAGAUUAUCAAUGUUGAUCGACAAGAUUCGACUAUUUAUACUUGUAUUGCUAGCAAUGAUUUUGGUACUGAUAAUACUUCGGUUCAACUUAUCGUUCAAGAGGUACCUGAUGCACCGCCAGGUGUUGAAAUAGUUGAAGUAUCCAGUCGAAGCAUACAACUACAAUGGAAAUCUCCAUAUUCCGGUAAUUCACCAUUGAUUCGAUUUCAUGUUCAAUAUCGUCGAGUGAAUUGCAGUUAUAUGAAACAUGAACCGGAAUCUUUUUGGAACGAAAUGAGCACACAUAGUGGAACCGAAUUACGAAUUACGGUCAAAGGAUUAAUGCCCAAUUGUUAUUACGAAGUUAAAGUCAGUUCUGAAAAUCAGAUCGGUCGAUCUGAACAAAGCACAAAUUCAAUUGUAACGAAAACUUUGGAAGAAGUACCGGGUGGUCCACCGACCGAUGUCCAAGUGGAAACAACAUCUUCUACAUCGCUUAAAAUUAAAUGGCGACCACCAUUAAGAGCUGUACAAUUUGGUCGUAUUCGAGGCUAUUACAUUGGUUACAAAAUUGUUGGUUCGGAUGAACCAUUUCAGUACAAAAAUGUUGAUGUUGUCAAUGAUGAUCCUAAUGCUUCAACAAUCAGUGAACAAUCGCAACAAGUUAGCUACAUAACCAAUCUGAAACGUAAAACCAGUUAUGUAAUCAUUCUGCAAGCCUACAACAGUGUUGGUCCUGGACCUCGUUCUGAUGAAAUCAAAAUAUCAACUUUUGAUUCGCAACCACCAACAUCACCGUUGUUAGAAGUAGUCACUACCACCUAUGAUGGUAUCCUAAUCAAAUGGGAUUCCAGUUUUCAACAAUCACAUGGUCAUACUGUAGACGACAUUGAAGAAAAAGAAUAUGUUCUUUAUUAUCGCCAAGAUGAACAGAAAUCGGCUACCGAAUGGCAUCAGAAACGAAUCUAUGCAAAAUCGAAUCAAUUUGUGUUGAACAAAGAAAAUAGCCAAGGACGUAUUCGUUGUGGUACAAAAUAUCAUCUGUAUAUGACUGCUACGAAUAGUUUGGGUACUGGAGAACCAAGUGAAACGGUGAUAGCCCGAACCAAAGGAGAUACGCCGAUUGCGCCUAGUCGAGCCGAAUUUAUUGUUGCCAAUUCGACGACUGCAAUUUUAUCGCUAAAAUCAUGGCAAGCUCGUGGUUGUAUAAUACAGGCAUUUACCAUACAAUACAAACCAGUUCAACAAAAACAAUGGAUACCUUUGGUUGAAUAUUUGGAAAGUCGUGAUUAUUUCUAUGUAAAUCAUUUGAGUCCAAAUCGUGAUUAUCAACUAUUGGUUAGUGCACAUUCUGAACCUGGUGUUACAAGACAAGAAUACACAUUCCAUACGCCAAACGAUUCGGCUGUUGUCCGUCUACAUAGUGGUGGUGGUAGUAUUGGUUUGUCCGCAUCGGCAUCGCCAAUGGAUCCUUAUACAAUCGAUUCGAUGCACAGCGGUCAUACAGCCAAUAUUCAUUUUCGUAAUUUUACUGUUCUGUUGCCCGUAUUAAUAUCAUUGAUGGUAUUGAUUGUUAUAUUGGCCACUUUAUUUGGUUGUCUACGACGACAACAUGUUAAUCAUGUGGUCAAUUCGGUUGAUGGUCAUGGAUCAAUACGACAAGAUCUUUGUGCCGAACAUUUGGCCCGUUAUAAUGGUAGUAAAGAAGGUGCAAUCACUACCAACACUAUGUUAGUAAACGGUAGACGUGAUAGUCUUGAAUGUUAUCCAAUGACCGAAUUUCAUCCACCUGCCAAUGUAAUGGCAACAACAUCCUGUACCAAUUCCUGUGAUUCAAAAUCAAAUCUUUUGAAUGGCAACAUAAACAAUGGAGAUAUGUUUGCCACUUCACCACGUCAUGCUCGUAUUGGACCAUAUAUUAGCGAGAAUGGAAUGGCCAAUUUUGCUACAUUAAAAUUGCUACAACAAUCAAAAACAAAUGGUUCUGCCAUUAUAGCCGAACAAUCAUAUUAUUCAUCACCACAACGUAAAAGUUUGUUGGCAAAUAUUAAUGGUGGCAACAAUCAUCUUCAUCGAUCCGAUCAUGAAUAUGCUGAACCAUUACAAACAAGCGGUAACAUAGUUCGUAAUGGUCGUUGCAGUAUGGCCGAUUUAUUACUGGUCGUAGACAGUAAUACUACUGUCGAUAAUUCCAAUUCAUUAGGAUUGGCUGAUAAUGAUUCGCUUGCGCAACAACUACAACAACAACAACAACAACAACGACAACAACCAUUGUCGAUGCAAGUUCAGCUUGCUCAAACCGGAUGUACUUCAACAAACAACGAUCAUCAUCAGUCAUCCUAUUCAAUUCUAAACAAAACGGCAAACACAAAUCAAGAACAUUUAUGAAUUAUUAUUGUUGUUGUUAUCAAUCUCCAUACAUCUUACCUGUGAUAUUCUUUCUUUUCCUUUUCGAUAACAAUCAUUUUAUUCCAUUUUUUAAUUGUGUUUUUUU